Molecule: messenger RNA, 876 nt
Organism: Staurois parvus
Lineage: Eukaryota; Metazoa; Chordata; Amphibia; Anura; Ranidae
Source: the annotation of a GenBank genome assembly
AGCUGUGUAGCUUUACACAAAAAGAUUUCUGGAGUCAUCUACUCUUUACUUUUCCUUUUCAAGAAUAAAAGUCCUGUUCUUUUUGGCAUUCUUAGCAAUGAUUUGUUAAAUCUCUUAGAAGAUCUAAUUAACCUGAAUGAAAUAAGCCUGGAAAGGUCUGUGGACUGGCCUAUUACAGUGUGCAGGUUUUUGUGCAGCUCAAUGGAAAACCAGUUCAACCUAAGAGAUGCACCUUUUCAGCUGCAUCACAUGCAACAAGUGGAGUCUUUGGAGACCACAUUGUUAAUGGUCCUGGCUAAUGAUGACCAUGAUAUCUCUGCUUUUUAUUUUCAAAGGCAGAACCUUAUACUGUGGGGAAUAGGAUGCUCUUUGCUGGACUAUGGUGGUACGGAGCUUAAGAGUCUGGCACUGAAUUUCCUAAGAGAGCUUAUCACUCUUGGAGGGCCACCUGAACAGCCUGCACAUUUUUUCUUCACUGUGUUUUUUGGAUUGUUGGCAUGUGUAAAAGAUAUGGAUUUGGAAGAACAGUUGCUUUUUGAGACUCCAAUAUUAAAGCUGGUAAAAGUGCUAUUCUCAUUGGAGCCUGAGUCCUACACAAGCAUAGGACCUGUCUAUCUUAGCAUGUCACUGGCAAAGCUUGCAGCAUUGUUUGAUGGUGGAAUACUGAAAGAUGUUCAGUCUGAUGUUUUAAAAGAAGCAUUUUGUCAUAUGGUUUACUACUUCUUAUCUGUUGUUCCUCUGGGCUAUGAAUCAGCUAAGGAGGUCCGGAAUCAGCAGGUUUGCUGCAUCUGUAAAGCUUUCGUGGACAUUCUUGGCACUCAGAACAAACAUAUGUACUUGAUCCCUUCACUGUAUGCUGUGCUGAGAAGAGAAGGC